Messenger RNA from Linum tenue, 186 nucleotides. The record is from the annotation of a GenBank genome assembly. NCBI's taxonomy places the organism in Eukaryota, Viridiplantae, Streptophyta, Magnoliopsida, Malpighiales, Linaceae.
AUGGUUCUCGGCCUAAUCUCAUGUUCCCUUCUCCCUUUCGUCAAUAAUUUCUUCGACUACUGGUCCAACCAACUCUACGUCAGCUCUGUCGUCGCACAGAUUGUGGUUCGCCAACUAUGGAAUCCGCGGAGUUUACCACCACUGGGAGAAUCCACAAUGCUGCCACUAUGUUGCUCUUUCAAAUAA